Molecule: messenger RNA, 930 nt
Organism: Fusarium mangiferae
Lineage: Eukaryota; Fungi; Ascomycota; Sordariomycetes; Hypocreales; Nectriaceae
Exons: 5
Coding region: 1-930 (309 amino acids)
Biological process (GO): mycotoxin biosynthetic process
Source: RefSeq, a predicted model, not a curated record
AUGCAUCACUCAACCAGACCAAUAGACAGGGAAUAUGUUCCUGUUGAGACAAAAGAGACAGAAUCACUAAACGACGGUUCUUCAGAUUCAGAAAUCUUUGGCACAAGAUCAAGGCAACACCAAAGACGGAACCUCUCAUUCUUUUUCACUUACAUACUGCCCUGGAUACUCACGGUGGUAUUUGCGAUUUCAACAGUCAUUCUCGCUGCCAAACUACGUGCUCAAUCUCGUUUUGGAACGUAUGAAACAAACUUCAACACUGAUUUCGCUUUUCCCAUCCAGAUUCCCUUGGAGGAAAUACAAUUUCGUGGCAGUCCACAUUUUCUUAAAAAUGGCACACCCUGGAUGAAAGAUGCAGAUCAAACGGCACCAUGGCCAGAAAAUGUGCGAUAUGUCGGCGAACCAAGCCACAAGAUUGACGAGAACUGGCAGAGGCUCAUUGGUAAACGCUACUUCUCAAUUUCAGAGGAGGAGGCCAAAAGAGCUUGGGGAGAUAGGCGACACGAGUUUGUAGAUCAGAACAUGGGGGGAUAUACAGCUGGGUUCGACAUGUUUCACACGUUGCACUGCAUUAACGAACUUCGCAAGGCGUUGCGUCCCGAAUACUACCCCCAAAAGUCUCAUACGCUUCAUGGAGCGCUUCACAACGAACAUUGCAUAGAAAUACUCCGCCAAACAGUUCAAUGCUAUGGAAGUACAACUCUGAUACCCACAAGAUUCAUGGAGGGUCUUGAGCAUAAUUAUAUCGACUCAGAUCAACGCCAUGUCUGCCGUUCAUUCCAGGCCAUCCGGGAUUUUACGGACUCCAGAAUGCCAGGCGGAGACAGACACGUCACUCGAGACCAGUCUUUGCUUGACGAAAAGAAGCAUAAAGUCGCUAAAGCAUGGGGUGAGGCAAAUGGGGAUAAUGAGAAAGGGGGCGCGUCGUGA